Molecule: messenger RNA, 4047 nt
Organism: Closterium sp. Naga37s-1
Lineage: Eukaryota; Viridiplantae; Streptophyta; Zygnematophyceae; Desmidiales; Closteriaceae
Source: the annotation of a GenBank genome assembly
AUGCCGUCGCUUUUCAGUAAAAGCCGUCGCAGGGAUGACCAGGGCGACAGCACGGACGACGGCGACGACAAAGGCGUGGAGGCGUCGCCGCGGGAAGCGCCGGCCAUACACUGCCUGCCAACGGGGAGCGGCCGUGGAUUCAAGUCAUCGCAGGCCUCAGCCUCACCAGCAGGCGCUGCUGCCGCACCUGCUGCAUCACCCACGAGAGGGGAAGCGCCUGCAGCAGAGGAGGCGACCACCCCUGUUGGCCCCAAGCUCAUCCGCUCCAAGGGCAAAAUCGAGAUCAUGGGGUUUGAAGUGGCGAACGUGAUCGUGAGGGCAAUCAACCUGCGGCAGUCGCUGCUCGAGCGGGAUAUAGAGGACCUGCGGGCGGAGGUGUUGGCGUCUGAAGGGAUAAGGAUGCUGGUCUCAGACGAUUUCUACCACGUCUGGUGCAUCGCUGCCGAGGACAAGCGGGGCGAAUUAAGAGCAGUGGCGAGGGACGUGGCACGGCUAGGCAAGCAGUGUCUUGACCCCGCCCUACAUUCGCUCACCCAAGCGUUUGACGCCCUCGGCACCAUGGACGGCCCCAAGGGCCGAAUGACAUCAGCGGAGGUGGAGGGGGAGUUGCGAGCGCUGGAGGGGCAGGCGCAGAUCACAGCAGUGAGUUGGUUGGAUGCUGAGUUGACUCUUGGGGCCACGGGUUGCAGCUUGCAUAGCAGCAGAGGCGGAGGUGGAGGGGGGGUUGCGAGCUUUGGAAGGGCAGGCGCAGAUCACAGCGCAGAGGUAGAAGGGGAGUUGCGAGCGCUGGAAGGGCAGGCGCAGGUCACAGCGGUGAGUGGGUGGGUGGAUUCUGUCUUGACCCGUGAGCUGGGUCUUCCUCUGGUGACCUAUCAGCUGACUUUAGGAGUGACUCGUGGGUUACUCCCAUGGGUUGCAACUCCUUUGUCAGCUUGCGGAGGUAGAGGGGGAGUUGCGAGCGCUGGAAGGGCAGGCGCAGAUCACAGCGGUGAGUGGGCGGAUGCUGUGGUGACUCCCGUGGUGGCUCCUCUGGCGGCUUAUGAGCAGACUCAUGGAUUGACUCGUCGGUCCCAUCCCAUCCCAUGGGUUGCGAUUCGCAUAGCAGCAGCGGAGGUGGAGGGGGGGCUGCGAGCUUUGGAAGGGCAGGCGCAGGUCACAGCGGAGCUGUACCACGAGCUGGCGAAUCUGGAACAGCUGCAGCAGUCGAGUGGCGAUUCACGUUCCUCUUAUCCCCUCCCUGUUCUCCUUUCCCCCUUUUCUCCCCCAUCCUUCCACUGCCCCACCCCAUCAGGAGCUGUACCACGAGCUGGCGAAUCUGGAACAGCUGCAGCAGUCGAGUGGCGAUUCACGUUCCUCUUAUCCCCUCCCUGUUCUCCUUUCCCCCUUUUCUCCCCCAUCCUUCCACUGCCCCACCCCAUCAGGAGCUGUACCACGAGCUGGCGAAUCUGGAACAGCUGCAGCAGUCGAGUGGCGAUUCACGUUCCUCUUAUCCCCUCCCUGUUCUCCUUUCCCCCUUUUCUCCCCCAUCCUUCCACUGCCCCACCCCAUCAGGAGCUGUACCACGAGCUGGCGAAUCUGGAACAGCUGCAGCAGUCGAGUGGCGAUUCACGUUCCUCUUAUCCCCUCCCUGUUCUCCUUUCCCCCUUUCUCCCCCAUCCUUCCACUGCCCCACCCCAUCAGGAGCUGUACCACGAGCUGGCGAAUCUGGAACAGCUGCAGCAGUCGUUGGACAGACGAAUGAAGCAGGAUUCGGACUCUGCCAUCAACAGAGAGCUGAUAGCACAGAUGCGGGCAGAGAUGAAGGCACAGGAGAAGAUAGUGAAGACGAUGAAGAAAAAAGGGCUCUGGUCUAAAACCAUGGACGAGGUGGUGGAGAAGCUGGUUCAGGUGGUCAUAUUCCUGCACGACCAGAUUGUAGACGUGUUUGGUGCUGAUGUGGUGAAGGUGGGUCGCCUCAUGUCCGGCACCCUUCCCACGGCGGCUGAUCUGAGGAAACUCGGAGUGAACGGCAUGGCGCUGCAAUAUGCCAACAUAGUUAACAUGAUUGACACCAUGGUGAUGCGUCCAGCGUGUGUGGAGACACAGAGGGAAGCGCUUUUCUCUGCCCUGCCCGCUUCUGUCUGUGGGCGGCUGAAACGCACGCUGCUGCAGUCACAAGAUAUAGAGCAGGAGAGCACGGAGAGCAUUCGGCAGAAGAUGGAAGCAGUGCUGGAUUGGCUGGUGACCAUGGCGGAAAACACCAUCCGGUUCGGGCUGGACAGCAGGGUGCAGGGGCACACGGACCUGACGCUCCUGCAGACGCUGCAGCAUGUGGAUCACCUCAAGAUGGAGCGCCUCGUGCUGCUGCUGCUCGUGGGGCUGCAGCACCUCGCCAGCCGCAGUGCGGAUCAUGACUGGAGCCCGGUGCCCCGCGGGGUGGUGCUUGCGCCGGUGUAUUCGCCUAGAGUGCUGUCUCCUGAUCGCGCCGGUUCUUCUGCUGCUGGUGGUGGUGUUUCUGCUGCUGGUGGUGGUGAUGGUAUUGGUGUUGUUGGUGAUGGCGCUGAAACGGCUGCUGCUGCAGGUGAAUCAGAUGGGCUGGUGGUUCGUGCUAAUGGGGAGAAGACUGGAGAGAUGGGAGAGAAAAUCAUCACUGUCGAAACAGCCUCUGCCAAGGCCGGUGCCGCUGCCACUGAUGCUGGUACUGCUGCGGCUAAUAUUGCUCCUGCUGCCGGACUUUUGGCUGCUUCUGAGGAGGCAAUUGCGUGUGCAACAGACGAGUUCCGAUUCCCAUUGUCAAAGUCCUCUUCGGUUGAGGCACAGGGGCCGGAAACUGAAGGAGCAGCAGCAGCAGCAGCAGGAGCAGCAGCAGCGGGAGGAGCAGCAGGAGCAGCAGGAGCAGCGGGAACAGCAGCAGCAGCAGAGGCAGAGCCAGCAGUUGUGCCGCCCAUCUCUCUCUCCCUUGCCCGUCGCAGCCUCUCAGAGAGUGUCCCAACCGUGGGCGACUGGGAAACCCUGCCCCGGCGCAUUGCGGCAAUGGAGGAGGAGGAGAAGGCACGGGCGGAAGAAGGCAGUGUGGAUUCUGCAGCAGAAGGGUUAGGGUCUGGGGAAACCGGUCGGCCUCGAUCGGCUGGUCUGGAAGCGGGUGCGGUGGAUGCGGCAGGCUCGGCCGAGCCUCCGGUGUGGCGGCAGGUCCGGCAGGCGUCUCUUAGUGAAGUGUCUCUGGAGCCGGUACCAGAGGUGGAGGUGAUGGAAGGGGAGGAGGGAGAGGAGGAGGGAGAGGGAGAGAAGGGAGCGCGAGAGGAGGGAGAGGAGGAGGUGCAUGAGAAAGAAAAGGACGAUCUGUUGGCUCCUCUAGCGUCUAAGACCGGGGGAGGUGGUGGUAGUCGACCUUCUAGCAGCGGAGGGAAGCUUGUACCAACUGCUACCGCUACUGCUGCUGCUGCUGUUGGUGCUUCCACAGGAGAGGAUGCGGAAUCUCCUGCUGCCGCUGCUCGUAGGGCGCUAGCUAGCGGCAUGGGCACCAGCCGUAAGAGUUUAGAAAACGCCCUUCGUAUGGGGGGUAAUGCAGGGAAACGCCCUGUGGAUGCUGCCGGAGCUUUCGGGAGCCCGUUCGACCGAACCAAGCCGCCAGGCUCGGCAGCAGGCUCGGGGCCGUUGGCAGGCGAAGCGCUGCUGGCAGCGAUGACCAUGAGCCAGGGCUUUGGUCCGGCAGCCCGAGGCGCAGCUUCGGAAGAGAUGAUGGAGGCGAUGCGAGAAGCCACGUACGGCCGAAGCAGGAGCCACACCUUUGCCAUGGCGGCUCGGCCCGAACCUAACCCGAGGUUCUUCACGAAAUCCCUAAGCAGAUACAGCCUGUUGAGGCGAAUGGAGGCAGAGGAAGCAGGGGGGGGUGGUGGUGGGGGUGGUGCGGGCAGCAGCAGCAGUGGGGGAGGGUCGGUCUUUGUGGCGCCUCAGCGGUUUUUACCAAUGACUCCUGCAACAGUGGAUGUAGAUCGCAUUCACGAUGUGCAGCCGGAUUUGGAUUUGAGCAGUGUGGCUGCGCCUAGACUGGGAGGGAGACUGCUGUAG